Molecule: messenger RNA, 3496 nt
Organism: Camellia sinensis
Lineage: Eukaryota; Viridiplantae; Streptophyta; Magnoliopsida; Ericales; Theaceae
Source: RefSeq, a predicted model, not a curated record
CUGAACCGUCCCGCAGGAACAGCCGGAGAGAGAAGCUGGAGAGGAUCGGACUCGUUUUGACCACCAUUAACCAAUCCAAGCAUUCUCUCUAAAUCAAUUACAAGUCUUUUCUUACCUUAAGUUGGCUUAAAUUGAAAAAACUGUGUCACCUUAAGUUAGCUUCCAGUUUGGACUUGACAAUACAUCAAAACACUUUAAUCUUCAACACCCUCAGUAUGCUCACCUUCGCUCUCUACCUCCAUUCCUUACUCCACCUCCUCACCUCCACCGCGGCUGUAACACCGCCUUACACACCCACGGAUUACUUCCUCCUCAACUGUGGCUCAUCCUCCAACGCCACGUCGCGAGACGGCAGGAGCUGGGACGGUGAUGCCACCUCAAAAUUCUCACCGUCCAACAUCGGCACCACCUCAUCACCAUCCACGGCCACCGAACAAGACCCUUCCACCGACAUCCCUUUCCUCACCGCCCGCAUCUUCACCUCCGAAUUCACCUACACUUUCCCCGUCUCCUCCGGCCCCAAAUUCCUCCGCCUCUACUUCCACCCAGCCACCUACUCAAAUCUCGACAGAUCAAAAUCUUACUUCUCCGUCACCGCUGCAAACUACACCCUCCUAACCAACUUCAGUGCCUUCCUCACCGUCUCUGCUUUGGUUCCCCAACAAUCCUCUCUUGUCAAAGAGUACAUUGUCAAUGUCAGAGACACCCAAAAGCUCGACAUAACAUUCAACCCAUCUCCCAAUUCAUACGCCUUUAUCAACGGCAUCGAAGUCGUUUCGAUUCCCAACAAUUUCUACAUGAAAGGCGACAAUCCUAUCCCUCUUGUUGGCUAUCAACCAUUUAUCUAUAUCGAUAACAACACUGCUAUGGAAACUCUGUACCGGUUAAACGUCGGUGGCAACGAGGUGUCUGUGAAUGACGAUACCGGCAUGUACCGGCCGUGGCAUCCAGAUGACAUGUAUAUAUACGGCGCGGCCGUUGGUUUGGUGCCUCACCUUGAGGUCCCAAUUCGGUACACUAAGACACCGAAUUACACUGCUCCGGCGACUGUGUACACUACGGCUCGGACCAUGGGAAAUGACCCAAAGGAAAACUUGAAGUACAAUUUGACUUGGAUCUUCACCGUUGACUCUGGGUUCCUGUACCUGGCUAGGCUUCAUUUUUGCGAGUUUCAACUGGUGGUAACCACAGAACAUGAGAGGAUAUUUUCUGUGUACAUGAAUAAUCAGACCGCUGAUCAAAAGGUUGAUGUUAUACACUUGAGUGGGGGUCGCGGAAUUCCUGUUUUCAAAGAUUAUGUUCUUUCAGUCCCAGUCGUCGAUGGUCUCCGGAGUAAGGUGGAUUUGUGGCUGGCGAUGUCCCCGAAUAUGGACUCCAAGCCCAGGUACGCUGAUGCAAUCUUGAACGGUUUAGAGAUCUUCAAAUUGAGUAAAUCGGACGGAAGUCUCGCCGGGCUCAAUCCUGAAUACGUUCCCGCACCGCCGGCACCAUAUCCAAAGCUACCGGGCAAACAGAAUAGUAAAACGUCGUUGUCGUUGGUCUUGGCCGUCGCCGGAGGUGUAAUCAGCGGAGUGUUCUUGAUUUCAGUGAUUGGUUUCUUGAUUUUCCGGUGUCGGAGGAGGGUGAGAGACUCCGGUGCAAGCGUGGUCAAGUCAUCAUGGGUCCAAUUUUCAAUUUUGCACACGUCGAAGUCCACGAAGACUAACGCUUCAUCACUGCCGCCUAGUCUCUGCAGAAAUUUCUCACUCACAGAGAUCAAAUCUGCUUCAUCAUUACGGUCUGAAGGGUUGUGUCGUCGCUUCUCACUUGCUGAGAUUCAAUCUAUGACCAACAACUUCGAUGAUGAAUUGAUCAUUGGAAGUGGUGGAUUUGGUAAGGUCUACAAAGGACUCAUUGAUGGUGAGGAAACCACUGUCGCUAUAAAGCGGUUGAAUUCAAUGUCUAAGCAGGGUGCACAUGAAUUUUGGACAGAGAUUGAGAUGCUUUCCAAGCUUCGACACAAUCAUCUUGUCAGUCUAAUAGGCUAUUGUGAAGAAGGCGAUGAGAUGAUCCUUGUUUAUGAGUAUAUAGAGAAUGGUACCCUUGCUGAUCAUCUCUACAAAAUUAAUACCAGUGGAAAUAUUUGUCACAUAUCAUGGGAUCAAAGACUCAACAUUUGCAUUGGUGUUGCACGUGGAUUGGAUUACCUUCACACGAGUACUCAGCAAGGUGUCAUACACCGAGAUAUGAAAACCUCAAAUAUUCUGUUGGACAAUGCUUGGGUAGCUAAGAUUUCAGAUUUUGGUUUGUGCAAAAUGGGCAUCACAAGCGAUUUUGGAACCCACGUCAGCACAGACAUUAAAGGCACAUUUGGUUAUUUGGAUCCAGAGUAUUUCAUGACUCGUCGGCUAACCAAGAAAUCAGAUGUGUAUGCUUAUGGUGUCGUGUUGUUGGAAGUGCUUUGUGGGAGGCCAGCAGUUGAUAUGAGGCUUGAGGAAGAACAAUGCAGUCUAGCCCUAUGGGCUCAACAUUGUAUCAAAAAGAAGAAACUUGGUCAGAUCAUUGACCCUAGUAUGAGGGACCAAAUCUCGCCAGAUUGCCUGAAGUUGUUUUCAAAAGUUGCUAACAAAUGCUUAAAUAAUAAUCCAAAUGGACGUCCUACAAUGGCUGAUGUAGUGGUGAGCCUUGAGUGUGCUUUGGCGGCACAGGAUCAACAGGGAUAUACAAGUAGAUGUUGAUCUGCUACAAGUAUCAACCCCUCGUGUGCAUUGCUGGGCUCAAGAUCAGUGCAAGAAUAUACAAGCAGAUGAUGCUCUGCCACAAGGUUAGCUCGACAAUCGAACCAGAAACAUUGAGUUUAUUUUUUGUUGGACCAAUUUCACCCGCGUGCUUCUUCGAAAUCACAUUUCCGCGAAACUGAUUUUGGCGGUCAGCUUCAAUUGGCUCUGGUAACCGCCUCCCUUUGCCACUUAACCGCCUCUGCGAAGCAAGAUAGUGGAGAUGAAAGGUUCCUCAUUACUAAGAAGGUGAUCUUUGCCAUUAUUUUUGCCACGACCCAAUCCCAGUGGAUGUCGCAACUAGUCUAUUCCUAAAUUACCAAGGAUUUAUUCUAAAAUCAAAUAAGUUAAUAAUGCAGCGGAGUAAAAUAAAAGACGUACAUAAAUAUUUAUUUUAAUUAAAAUGUACAUACGGUUUGUGUUAGUUUUUAAAUCAUAAAAAAUCGAAUGGAUCGGUGCUAAAUAUAUUCUUAACACCGACUGAAUCGAACCGUGUAUAUCCCUACUCUUGGUUCUUCUUGAUUGAUUUUUUUUUUUUUUGGUUUUGUUUUGUGAUCAGAAUGGUGUGUGUAUAUUUUUAAAUAACAGUGUAAUUAAAUGUCAUAAUCAUCCUUAUUAUAUACCCUACUGUAUCAUUUAUUUGAUUAAGAAGCAUAUAGAUGAAUAUUCUACAUCUUUGUUAGUUGUGUAUCGGAUAACUGAACCAAACCAACUUUUUUCAUUGAUCUUGGAAAUUCGAA